AUGGAAAAUGAAAGGUAUUAUCUUGAAGCAAAUAAAUUUGCAAUCCCAUAUAAGGAUGAUGAAGAUUUAUUAGAAAAACUUAAAAAUUCAUCUUCUUUGUAAUUAUUAGAAAAAUAAACUGAGUUUAAUGUAAUUUUAGAUGAUAAUGCAAUUCUACUUUAAUUUAUACAUCAAUAUGGAAAUUAUAUUGAUAUUUGUUAUUUAUAAAAUUAAAUAAUAGAUUGUAUUCUUAGAAUAAAUAACACUUUAUACAAUGAAGGUAUUAUUAUAAGUGAAAUAAAAUCAAACUAAAUUUAUAUUCCAUUAAAAUCAUGUUAUAAUGCUUUUCUUAUUUAAGAUAAUUCAUACUUUAUUAAAUGUCAAAACUCUAUCAACUAAUUUUAAUAUUUUAUUUUAAAUGAUUAAAGUGAAAUUUUAGAUGAAUUAAUUAUAGAUUUAAAUCACAAUUGUAGAUAUGAUUCUAAGUUUCAAUAUAAUAAAAUAUUCAUUAAUUCUAUUGAUUGUGAAAUAUUAAUCAUUUUAAUUGUUGAUAUAAUAAUAUAUAGUGAUUAAUCACCUUAAUUUAAUAAGAAUUAUACAAAAUUACAUGAAAUAAACAAUUUUAUUAAUUAAACUAAUUUAAUUGAUCUAAAAAUAUGUGAAUCCAAUAUAAUACUAUUAACUUUUAUUAAUUAAAUGUGUAUUUUUAAUUUUGAGGAUUAAUUAUUAACAUGUGAUCUUCAUUCAUAUUAUUAAUGGCUACCAUAUUUAUAAGGAUCUUGUUUUCCUUUUGUGAUUCGAGGAAUAUUUUAAAUAUAGAUGAAUAUAGACAAUAUUAAACCUAUUUUUGAUAUGAUGAUGUAUAAAGAAUCUUAGAUUUAAAGUAUUUAAACCAUUGAUCAAAUCUGUCUUUUUGUAUACAAAGAUUCAGCAAUUUUGAUGCAGGAUUAUUUUUUUGAAUAAUCUAUUUAAAAUAUAAAACAAAUUUAAUAAUUAAAUACAUUACCUUAUUUAGUCACUGUUCAUAAGAACAAUCAAAUUACUUUUUAUAAAAUAAUAUGCUUUAACAGAUUUAUCCAAUAUCAGCAUCUUCCAAUUUUAGCAUUAUUUCCGAAAAAUUCAUAUAUAUAAAUCAAUAAUUUUUUAAUACUCUUUUACCAUCAAACCUCAUAAUAUUCUAUUAAUUAUCCUUUAGAGAUUCCCACUAUAAACAAUAUUUCUAUCUACCAUAAUAAUAUUAUCAACAAUAACAUUAAAAUUGAUACAAAUAUGUUUUUUAAAUAUAUCCCUUACUAUUUAGAUUUAGAAAUUAAUUAAGAUAGUUUUUAUGUUUAAUAUAAAAAUGAAACAAUAAUUACUCAUUACCUAAAUUUAUAAAUUAAAUAGAUUUUAAAAGUAAUUUCUUUAGAAAUGAACUUUGUAGUUAUAAUUUAUGAAAAUAAAAAUCAUAAAAUAUUUGUUAAUAUAAAAAAUGAUAAUAAUGAAUAGAAUAUUUAUUUAAUUACUAAAACAUAAGAAUUAUCAGUUGAAUAUAGAAUAAUAGCAUCUAAUUAUAUAAUAUUAUUAAUUAGUAGUGAAUCUAUUAUGAAAUAUAUGAUUGUUGAUAAAAAGGAUUUAAAAUUUAUUCAUUAAAUUAAACCUAUAAAUAAAAUAAAAGAAUAUAAAUUUGAUUUAAUCAAAUUAAUCCUUCUUCUAACUGAUAAUACAAUUUAUGCAUAUUAAGGUGAUCAUAUAUAUGAAUAUUAUUAAAUAAAGAAGAAAGAAUUUAGAGAUUUUUGGAAAUAAAAUCAAGAAAUAUAAUAUAAUGAUUUUAGAGUCCCAUAUUUAUAUAUUAAUCAUUAAGAUUGUACAAUUUAAGUGAAAUCAAUAAUACCUUAUCAUAAUGAUAUUUUAAUAAAAAUGGAUGGAUAGAUUAUCCUAUCACAUAUAUUUGUAUCACAUCUCAGAAUUUUACUUAUAGUAAAUAAAGAGAAUUAAUUAUAAUUACUACUCUAUUAUUUUGAUAUAGAUGAAUUGUUCUUACUUUAUUAAAUGCCUAUAUAUGAAUUUUAAAUCUUUUAACCAAUUAACAUUAAAUUUUAUGGCAAACUAUUUGGUAUCAUUACAAUAAAGAAUGAGUAAUAAUAUCUUUUUAUAUAUGAUAUUACUUAAUAAGGAAGAUCUUGUUUAAGGUAUAUUAAUAAAAUAUUACCUAAUUUAAAAAGUUUUGAACUGAUUGAUGAAACUGGAAUAUUAAUCUAAUUUUUGAUAGAUAAAAUUAUCAUAUAUUAUCCAACUCUUAGCAUCAACAUCAAAUGUAUAACUACUUCUGAUUAUGCUCUAAUAAAAUCUUAAAUUAAAUUUAAAGUUUAAUCCUUUAUUUAAUCGAUUCCAUCUAGCCUUAUUGUUAUAUUUAAUGGAUUUAAUGAUGAUAACAAUCUCAGAUAUAAGCUUGAUAUUCAAUAACAAUAAUUGUUGCUUAAUACUUAGAAUGAAAUAUAAAAUUUAGAUAUGAUUUUUGGUAGUAUCAACAAUUUACGUAUUAGCAAUCUUUGUUAAGGAUUUUUAAAAGAACCAAUUUAAGUAGUAUCUAAUGUUUAAUUACAUAAAUGUUAGGAUAUUAAUUCAUAAUUUUGUUUAAUAUCUUAAUCUAUAUUAAUUUAUGAUUACUUUGGUUAAAAUAGAACAAUCAAAUUACCUGAUAACACAACAUUCCUUAAUAAUAUUUUUAUAUCUAAUAAUACCUUACUUGUCAUUUAUAAUUCAGAUGAGAAGGUUUUCAUUUUUCUUGAUUUAAUAUAAAACUCAUAAAUAGAAAAUGAUUUAUUUAAUGUUCUAUCUGAGGUGUUGGAUUAAAAUCAAUUAGGUUAAAAACUUAUAUCAAUAAAUUUGAUAAAUGAUUUUCUUAUAGUAUCAACUUAGCGAUCUAUUUUAAUAUAUAAUCCAUAUGAAAGUAUUAUAGAAUGUAAAACACAAAUUUAAAAUAUCAUACAAAUUUAAUUUAUACACGAACAUGAUAAUUAUUACAUUUUUCUAAUAUUAGAUGCAAAUUCUUAGUUUAGUAUUUCAUCAUGUAUGAAAAGUUUUAAUGCAAUUUAUAUAAACAAUGAAUUCAAACCAAAUUUCAAAAUAGUAUCCUUUUAUAUAUUGAAUUUCAAAUUUUUAAAUUAGGAAAUUUAAGUUACUGUUAUUAUGUUUUGUCCUAAAGAUUUGGCGUACAUUUUUGAAUUUACUAUUCAUCCUAAUUCAUUGAGGAUUGUUAAAUAAUCAAAUAAUAAAUAUUUAAGAUAUCCUAAUAUUUAUUAUUAACAAUUCUAGAGGGUUAGUGAUACUAUUUAUAUGCUAAAAGGAAAUUCUCAUAAUUUAAUUUCAUCAUAUUAUUUAUAUAAAAUCAAUUUAAGUUCACCUAUUGAAUUAAUAGAUUACUUUUAUAAAUAUGAAUAAAAUUAAGAGAUCUAAAUUUAUAAUGAAACUCAUUUAAUUUAAAUAUAAAAUGAUGGAGAAUAAACUAAUAUAUAACUUCUUGAAAUUAAUAAUUAUAGAUUAUAUCUAGAAAAUAAUUGUGACUUAGUUUUACAAAAUGAUGUAUCUAUCCUUCAUUCUACUAUUUUGGUAUAAGAUAAUCUUAAAGAUAAAUCACACAUAACUUAAUUCUUAGUGAUUAUGAAUUUUCUACUAAUUCUAAUUAUUAUUAACAAAAAAUAGAAAAUUCAUCAUGACAGAAAUACAAGAAUUUGA
Messenger RNA from Paramecium pentaurelia, 3696 nucleotides. NCBI's taxonomy places the organism in Eukaryota, Ciliophora, Oligohymenophorea, Peniculida, Parameciidae. The record is from the annotation of a GenBank genome assembly.